AUGUCGGACCAAAUCGAUGAAUACUUUGACGCAGCUCUUGAUUUAGUUAAAUCCGCAGGAAACCUUAUAAUAGAGUUUAGAAAUGGUUGCAAAGCCUAUGAACAGAAAUCCAGUGAUAUCGAUUUAGUCACUGAAGUAGAUAAAAAUGUAGAAAAGACUCUAAUGGAUGGUUUGUCAAAAAACUUUCCUACCCAUAAGUUUAUUGGAGAAGAAACAGUAUCUGAAGGCGGUCAGUGUGUUCUUAGUGACGACCCGACGUGGAUUAUUGACCCUGUAGAUGGCACACUAAACUUCAUUCAUGGUUAUCCCCAAAGCUGUAUUUCUGUUGGUCUAGCUAUUAACAAAGAAUGUGUCGCUGGCAUUAUUUAUAACCCGGUCCUUAACCUAUUAUUUACUGCUAAAAAAGGUAAUGGUGCAUUUUUAAAUAACAAGCCUAUACAUGUAUCACAAACGAAAGAAUUGAGUAAAGCAUUGAUAUCAUUUGAAGCAGGGACCUCUCGUGAUCCUGAAAGAUUGAGAGUUAUGUUUGAAAAUUUUAGAACUCUAGUAGAGAAGGGACAUGGUGUCAGAACAAUAGGCUCUGCUGCUAUGAAUAUGGCAAAUGUGGCUUUAGGAGGGAGUGAUGCCUACUUUGAGUUUGGUAUUCAUGCUUGGGACAUAGCUGCGGGAGAUAUUAUUGUUCGUGAAGCAGGUGGAGUUUGCAUUGAUCCAGCAGGAGGACCUCUAGACCUUUUGUCUCGUAGGGUUUUAUGUGCUGCAACUGCUGAACUUGCUCAAGAGCUAAGCAAGUCUCUACAGCAGUAUUACCCCGAGAGAGAUUAA
This is a messenger RNA of Pieris macdunnoughi, 822 nucleotides long. The record is from the annotation of a GenBank genome assembly. Lineage: Eukaryota; Metazoa; Arthropoda; Insecta; Lepidoptera; Pieridae.